CGUCCCCCGCGCUCCCGAGAGCUGGCCUCCGCUGCAGCUGCGCCGGGCUCGCGCCAUGCAGCGCCUGGCAAUGGACCUGCGGGUGCUGUCCCGGGAGCUGGCGCUCUACCUGGAGCACCAGGUUCGCGUAGGUUUCUUCGGCUCGGGAGUGGGCUUGUCGCUGCUCCUGGGCUUCAGCGUCGCCUAUGCCUGCUACUACCUGAGCAGCAUUGCCAAGAAACCCCAGUUAGUGAUUGGAGGGGAGAGUUUCAGCCGCUUCCUACAGGACCACUGUCCCGUGGUGACAGAAACCUAUUACCCGACGGUCUGGUGCUGGGAGAGCCGAGGACAGACACUGCUGAGACCCUUCAUCACUGCCAAGCCCCCAGUGCAGUAUAGGAAUGAACUCAUUAAAACAGCAGACGGAGGACAGAUCUCACUGGACUGGUUUGAUAACAAUAACAGUGCAUGCUAUGCAGAUGCCAGCACCAGACCUACUAUCUUGCUUUUGCCUGGCCUCACUGGAACAAGCAAGGAAUCCUACAUCCUUCAUAUGAUCCAUCUCAGUGAAGAAUUAGGAUACAGGUGUGUGGUUUUUAAUAACAGAGGAGUAGCAGGAGAGAGUCUCUUGACACCACGGACUUACUGCUGUGCCAACACUGAAGAUUUGGAGGCUGUCAUCCACCACGUUCACAGCCUGUACCCUUUGGCCCCCUUUCUGGCAGCAGGCGUGUCAAUGGGAGGAAUGCUGCUUCUGAAUUACUUGGGUAAAAUUGGGUCCAAAACCCCUCUGAUGGCAGCUGCAACAUUUUCAGUUGGCUGGAACACUUUUGCUUGCUCAGAGUCACUGGAGAGGCCACUGAACUGGCUGCUUUUUAAUUACUACUUGACAACUUGCCUCCAGUCUUCAGUUAAGAAGCACCGGCAUAUGUUUGUGGAACAGAUUGACAUGGACCAGGUCAUGAAGGCCAAGUCAAUCAGAGAGUUUGAUAAGUGGUUCACCGCGGUCAUGUUUGGAUACCGCACUCUUGAUGACUACUACACUGAUGCCAGUCCAAACCGCAGGCUGAAGUCAGUGGGAAUCCCAGUGCUGUGCCUGAACGCUGCGGACGAUGUUUUCUCGCCCAGCCACGCCAUCCCAAUAGAAACUGCUAAGCAAAACCCUAACGUGGCUCUGGUCCUCACAUCCUAUGGAGGCCAUAUUGGUUUUCUGGAGGGAAUCUGGCCUAGGCAAUGCACUUACAUGGAUCGAGUCUUCAAGCAAUUUGUGCAGGCCAUGGUUGAGCAUGGACAUGAACUUUCCAACAUGUAGUUUCUUGGUGACAGUAAGCCUGAACCACUGUUAUUACAACAGUUCAGCUUGGUGCACGAAUUUUAACUACUGAGGGUAAAGCUGAUACUCCAGCAGCAGAUGGGUGAAGAGGACCAGCAUGACAUGCAAAAACUACUUCUUAGGGAAAUAAAACCAUUUUGUAGCAAGAAACUAAAGAUAGUUUAGAUUGUUACUGUAGUAGAUCUUACUUUUCCUAUGCCUUACCAAAUAUGACCUUAAUUAGUAGUCCCUAUGGAGCAGAAUUGCACUUAACCAAAACUAUUGUGUAAAAAGAUUUUAAUUCCUCAGGGUUUUAAUUUAGGCUAGUAUUUUUAGAUUACUCAGUUUAGGUGACUCAAAAGUACUUUAAUAACUGUUAAGAGGUUUUAAUGAUUUGAAUGUAAGUUACAAGAGGGGCAUUCAUGGUAACAAGAAACUGAAAAUUGAUAACUAUAGUGUGCUAAGUGUUCCUGCUGACUUUAAAAGACAAGGCAAAUGCAACAAUGCCAGACUGACUUCUGUAUUUGCUCUCUUCUCUGAUGAUAUUAAAUUAGGGCUGAUUUAUGUUUUAUAAUUAUCAUUUACAUGCUUAUUUUUAAAAUAGUAUUUGUGAAUACAUAUAUCAUAUUAAAAUAAAUUCUAUCAUUUUAA
Molecule: messenger RNA, 1942 nt
Organism: Arvicanthis niloticus (Nile rat)
Lineage: Eukaryota; Metazoa; Chordata; Mammalia; Rodentia; Muridae
Gene: Abhd3
Product: abhydrolase domain containing 3, phospholipase
Biological process (GO): phosphatidylcholine metabolic process; medium-chain fatty acid biosynthetic process; medium-chain fatty acid catabolic process
Molecular function (GO): glycerophospholipid phospholipase A1 activity; acetylesterase activity; A2-type glycerophospholipase activity
Source: RefSeq, a predicted model, not a curated record